Messenger RNA from Sungouiella intermedia, 597 nucleotides. The record is from the annotation of a GenBank genome assembly. Lineage: Eukaryota; Fungi; Ascomycota; Pichiomycetes; Serinales; Metschnikowiaceae.
AUGGUUCCUCCUCCAGCAGAAAUCCGCAGAAAGUUGGUCAUCGUUGGUGACGGUGCCUGUGGUAAAACUUGUCUUUUGAUUGUCUUCUCCAAGGGUACUUUCCCAGAGGUUUACGUCCCAACUGUGUUCGAGAACUACGUUGCUGAUGUUGAGGUUGACGGAAGAAAGGUUGAGUUGGCUCUCUGGGAUACUGCCGGUCAGGAAGAUUACGAUAGAUUGAGACCAUUGUCGUACCCAGACUCCAACGUCAUCUUGAUCUGUUUCUCCAUCGACUCGCCAGACUCCUUGGACAACGUUUUGGAGAAGUGGAUCUCUGAGGUUUUGCAUUUCUGCCAGGGUGUCCCAAUCAUCUUGGUUGGAUGUAAGGUUGAUUUGAGAAACGACCCAGUUACUAUCAAGCAAUUGCAACAAGACAACCAACAGCCAGUUUCCUCUUCCGAGGGUCAGGCUGUUGCCCAGAAGAUUGGCACUCAGUACUACUUGGAGUGUUCUGCCAGAACUGGCGAGGGUGUUAGAGAGGUUUUUGAGACUGCCACUAGAGCAUCCUUGGUUACCAAGGAAAAGAAGGAGAAGAAGAAGAAGUGUGUUGUUUUGUAA